Talaromyces marneffei is the source of this 1365-nucleotide messenger RNA. RefSeq lists its product as uncharacterized. Bases 1 to 1365 code for a protein of 454 amino acids. The transcript has a single exon. The record is from RefSeq and is a predicted model, not a curated record. Lineage: Eukaryota; Fungi; Ascomycota; Eurotiomycetes; Eurotiales; Trichocomaceae.
AUGCGUGGUUUGGCUAAGUGGACAGUGGCACUUGCCGCCCUCAUUGUUGGCCAGGCUUUGGCCAGCCCCCUCGCCAGAGGCCUCCCUGGACCUGUUCAGGUCACCCCAAAUCCUAACGGUUCUGUCGUCGGACCUGAUAACUUCCUGGGUGGUUACUGGAAGGGAAAUACCACCAACAGACCCGGGACCAACAAAUACGAGCAUAGGAUGAUGGAGGCAGCUGCCUCAUCUUCCGGCAUUCUUCCUAUUGAGCUUGUUAACAACAUACCUGGUUCAUCCCCUGGUUCCGUCAAUGCAUACAUUCAGGGACGAGACACGGCCGGCAACAUUGUUUUCGUGAGAGCUGACGGCAGCUUUUACUAUCCUCCUGGUACUGCCUCUGGUGUUCCUGUUCCGAUUACCGAGAACAUCGCCAUUCCUCUUGGUGGUCAAGGAUCUACCACCACCGUUACCAUCCUUAAUUUUCUCAUCUCUGGUCGUGUAUACUUAGCUCGCGGUGACCUCAAGUUCUUCAUGGUGUCGGGCGGUCUUGUCCAACCGUCUCCCGCCAACCCAUCUGAUCCCAGUGCCAACAUCGACUGGGGCUUCAUUGAAUUGACCAACGACCCUGCUGCUGGUCUGUUUGCCAACAUCAGUUACGUUGACUUUAUUGGUAUGAUUCUCGGCAUGUCUUUGACAUCCACUGAUGGCAGUGUCCAGACUGCUUUGGGUUUGAAACCCAAUGCCGUUCAAGACAUCUGCUCACACCUUGUCGCCCAAACCUCUAUUGACGGUCAGCCAUGGGCUAGUCUCUGCGAGACUAGUACUUCUGGCGACUAUAUCCGUAUCCUGUCUCCCAACCUCUAUAUCAGCACUCAUCCAGAUGCCUUUGCCAACUACUGGACCUAUUACGUCAACAACGUCUACUCGAGAUACGCCUCCCAGCCUCUGACCAUCAAUACCCAGAGCGGCCCCGGCAACGUUCACUGCACCACCGGAGGAUCCGAUACAAUGACCUGCGUAGGAAGCGAUGUUAACUUUCCCAAGCCAAAUGCUCGCGAUAUCUUCGGCUGCAACAGCGGUCCCUUCGUUGUUAGGGGAAACAUCGUCGACGCCCUCGUUGUGCCCCGGCUCUGCGCUGCUUUCAACCGUGGAACUCUCUUGUUGCCUGGUGGUGACGUCCAACCUAGCCUUAGCGCUGACCACUACUACACAACUUCUCCUUCCAACUUUUAUAGCAAGUUUGUGCAUGGCAACGAGGUUGAUGGAAAGGGUUAUGCCUUCCCUUAUGACGAUGUCAACCCUGAUGGAGAGAAUGCUUCUGGUUUGCUCUCUUCGCCCAACCCCCGUCUCCUACGUGUCACCGUUGGUGGCCCAUCCUCCUAA